Messenger RNA from Macrobrachium nipponense, 516 nucleotides. It is a transcript of the gene RpS24, whose product is annotated as small ribosomal subunit protein eS24-like. Gene Ontology annotation, cellular component: ribosome. NCBI's taxonomy places the organism in Eukaryota, Metazoa, Arthropoda, Malacostraca, Decapoda, Palaemonidae. The record is from RefSeq and is a predicted model, not a curated record. Gene Ontology annotation, biological process: translation. Gene Ontology annotation, molecular function: structural constituent of ribosome.
AGAGACCAUCCGUCGAUGAACAGCAAUAUCACUUGGGUUUCAAAAUUUCUGGUCACGUUGAUACCAUCCACCGUCCGCCUUUCAGUUCUUUCAUCAAACUCAAACAUGGGGAAGGAAAGAAAGUCAGAACGUACGGCUACGAUCCGGACCAGAAAGUUUCUGACCAACCGGCUCCUUAACAGGAAGCAGAUGGUUGUAGAUGUUCUGCAUCCAGGUAGAGCAACAGUACCAAAAUCAGAAAUCAAAGCCAAGUUAGCUAAGAUGUACAAGACAACCGGUGAUGUCGUCUUUGCCUUUGGGUUCAAGACACAGUUUGGUGGUGGCAAAACCACUGGCUUUGCUUUGAUAUAUGACACUCUUGAAUACGCCAAAAAGAUUGAACCAAAAUACCGUCUUGCCAGACAAGGACUAGUUGAAAUUAAGAAGAUUGGCCGUAAGACCAGAAAGGAACGUAAGAACAGAAUGAAGAAGGCUCGUGGUACUGAGAAGGCGAAGUUGGCCUCCGCAACCAAGAAA